This is a messenger RNA of Seriola aureovittata, 792 nucleotides long. It is a transcript of the gene mipb, whose product is annotated as major intrinsic protein of lens fiber b. Gene Ontology annotation, cellular component: plasma membrane. Gene Ontology annotation, molecular function: water channel activity. Lineage: Eukaryota; Metazoa; Chordata; Actinopteri; Carangiformes; Carangidae. The record is from RefSeq and is a predicted model, not a curated record. The coding region runs from base 1 to 792 and encodes 263 amino acids. Gene Ontology annotation, biological process: transmembrane transport. The transcript has 4 exons.
AUGUGGGAGUUCCGGUCCAUGAAUUUUUGGCGGGCAGUCUUUGCAGAGUUCUUUGGGACCAUGUUCUUCGUCUUUUUCGGCAUGGGUGCUGCACUGCGCUGGACCACCGGGCCUCAUCAUGUCCUUCAUGUGGCCCUGUGCUUUGGUCUGGCAGCUGCCACCCUCAUCCAGUCCAUUGGCCACAUCAGCGGCGGCCACAUCAACCCUGCCGUCACCUUUGCCUACCUUGUUGGCUCGCAGAUGUCUCUUUUCCGCGCCAUUUUCUACAUGGCCGCCCAGUGCCUGGGCGCUGUAGCUGGGGCCGCUGUGCUGUAUGGGGUCACACCUGGCAACAUGAGAGGCAACAUGGCGAUGAACACGCUGCAGCCUGGCAUCAGCCUGGGAAUGGCCACCACUGUGGAGGUUUUCCUCACCAUGCAGCUUGUGGUGUGCAUCUUCGCCGUGACCGAUGAAAGGAGAAAUGGACGUAUGGGAUCUGCUGCCCUCUCCAUCGGCUUCUCCGUCACCAUUGGACAUCUCAUGGGGAUGUACUACACCGGUGCUGGAAUGAACCCUGCUCGGUCCUUCGCCCCUGCUGUGCUCUUCAGGAACUUCAUCAACCACUGGGUGUACUGGGUCGGGCCUAUGAUUGGAGGUGCCAUGGGAGCCCUCCUGUACGAUUUCAUGCUGUUCCCACGCAUGAGGGGUCUGUCUGAGCGCCUGGCCACACUGAAGGGCAGUCGGCCCCCCGAGAGUGAGACCCAGCAGGACACCCGUGGGGAGCCCAUCGAGCUCAAGACGCAAGCCCUAUAA